Molecule: messenger RNA, 2318 nt
Organism: Drosophila biarmipes
Lineage: Eukaryota; Metazoa; Arthropoda; Insecta; Diptera; Drosophilidae
Product: neprilysin-4
Exons: 2
Coding region: 88-2244 (718 amino acids)
Biological process (GO): protein processing
Cellular component (GO): plasma membrane
Molecular function (GO): metalloendopeptidase activity
Source: RefSeq, a predicted model, not a curated record
UCGAGCUUGUUGUGUUUUCAAAUAAUCCGGGUCGAUAGAUUAGGCGCACUACUUAACCAUAUAUUAUACAAACUGCGUGCAUGUCCUAUGAAUCAGGGCAACAUGUUUUCCAUUUCGAAUCACCUGCGACUGCCCUUACUUGCGGGACUAGUCUGCAUCCUGAUCUGCGGAUUUCCGUUGGCCUAUGAGGCAAGGAGCAUUGGGGAUGAUUCGCGAGAGAACACGAUCACCGAUGACACGGCGGAGUACCUUAGAUCCUAUGGCGCUCUGAUGAAGUCCUACAUGAACUUCAGCGUCGAUCCCUGUGACGAUUUCUACGAGUACGCCUGCGGAAACUGGAAGAACGUUAAGCCACCGCAGCGGACAACCAAUAAGAGGAGCAAUCUCCUGGACAUCAUCUAUACACUGACCGAGGUGACGGAGCAGCUGAUGACCAAGACGCAACUGGCCGAGGCACUCAAUGUGUCCGCCGAACUCCGCGUUGCGCAAAGGUUCUACAAUUCCUGCCUCGCGGCUGAGGUAUUUCCGCACCCAGCCGCCGAUCCCGCUUAUCUAUCGCUUAUCAGGUCGAUUGGUGGUUUCCCGGCCGUCGAUGGGGAUGCUUGGAACGCGUCCAGGUUCAGCUGGUUCAACAUGAGUGCCCAUCUCACCAACUAUGGCGCUGAUGGACUGAUCCACGAUAAGAUCACGCAGUAUUAUCCCUUCCAGCCGUAUUUCAAGCUACCAGAGUUGGGCUUCGACUACAACGUGCACACGGAUAAUAUCGCCAACAAAAGCUCAAGGGCCUACCCGAAGAACGAGAAGCGGAUGCACAAUUACCUGAAGGCCUUCAAUCUCACUGAGGAUAAAAUCGAAUCCGUGAUCACGGGCGUCUUUGACUUUUGGCGCGAAGCGCUCGCUAUUAAGGACAGGUUUGGAGGUGAUGAUGACAGGUGUAAUGAGCUCUCCGAGCUUUACAAUGUGUCUACAUUUGGCCAAUGGAGGAGCUACUACGAGAUCGCCUGGGAUGGCAAGGACUUCUAUAACGAUUCGCUUGCUGUUAAUUACUGCGACUUUUACUACACGGAGCUGGACAAGGUGUGCGCCAGGCACCUGGAGGCAGUGGCUAAUUAUCUGGCCAUGAAGCUCCUCUACCGCAUGGACGCCAAGCUGUCGGACCAAGAGUACCAAAAAGAUCACUGUCUGCUGGUCGUCCAGAGCUCGUUGUCCCAUCUCAUCAAUAAGCUAUAUAUGGCGGAACACUUUAGCGACGACACACAUUCCGAAAUUUCCGCCAUGGUCACGGAGUUGCGAAAGGCCCAGCGUCAGGUGCUCGAGAACGUCGAAUGGCUGGACGGGGAGACGCGACGAGAGGCUCUGGUCAAGGAGUCCACCAUUACACCGGUAAUUGGCAGCUAUAAGGACGAGGAGCUCACCGACCUGUUCAUCCGUAAAAUCGGGAAUCUAUCGGUGGCUGAGGAUGACUACGCCCAGAACAUUAUCAACGUGCGUAGGUUGGCCACCACCCUGUGGCGGCACAAGGGCCUGCACUUCGAAGAUUUUUCCCCAGACGCAAAGCCGAUCGCACUGAUGAUUGGUAAUCAGGUGAAUGCGUUCUACUACAUCUUGGACCACUCGAUAUAUGUCAUGGCUGGCAUACUGCAUCCGCCGGCCUAUCACCGUUCGUGGCCCGACUCCCUGAAGUUUGGCACCCUGGGCUACCUUGUUGGUCACGAGUUGACCCACGGUUUCGAUACUGUGGGCUCUAGUUUCGACAGCAACGGUCAGAUGCGCAACUGGUGGUCGACGAAGUCUGAGGCAGUCUUUCAAGAGCGAGCCAAAUGCUAUGUGGACCACUAUAGCAACUACUUGAUUCCUGAGAUCAACCGUAGGGUAAAUGGCAACGAGACCAAGGAUGAGAACAUAGCAGACGCCGGAGGAUUGACGCAAGCGCUUACCGCCUAUCGCAGUCACAUGAAGCAGCUGCAGAGAAGGGUUGAGGACAACGAGACAGUGACGCCCAAGAACGAGCAGAUGCCCGGCCUCGAUUUGUCGCCGGAACAGCUCUUCUUCCUUGGCUUCGCGCAGCUGUGGUGUGCCGCCUACGAGGAGGAGCACUACUGGGAGGAGCUCAACCAUGAGCACACCAGCGAUAAGUACCGGGUCCUCGGGGCCGUCUCAAACAACAACGACUUCGCCGAGGUCUACAAGUGUGCUCUGGGCACAGCCAUGCAUCCAAAAGAGGAGUCCUGUCGCAUUUGGUAGUUUGAUAUAAGUAUCAACAAAACUUUGAUAAAAGUGUAGAUACAAUAAUAAAUAAAAAAGGAAACUAAAACAAA